This is a messenger RNA of Plectropomus leopardus (leopard coralgrouper), 3050 nucleotides long. It is a transcript of the gene tmem67, whose product is annotated as transmembrane protein 67. Gene Ontology annotation, biological process: cilium assembly. Gene Ontology annotation, cellular component: ciliary transition zone; MKS complex. The record is from RefSeq and is a predicted model, not a curated record. Lineage: Eukaryota; Metazoa; Chordata; Actinopteri; Perciformes; Serranidae.
GUUUACCAUGGCGACGGGGACGCUAUCGUCUGCUGUAAAUAGAUACAUAGUGGCCGUAACAUUAUUUCUGUUAAUAUACGCUGAUCUUCCUCACUGCCAGCAGUUCGUUAUCCCGUAUAAGACUCCUUCAGACUGUACUGCGGAGGAAUUUUUCGAUAUCUCGAGUCUCUCGUGCAUGAGGUGCGGUUCAAAUCAGCGACGGAGCACAACAGGACUGAGCUGCAUUUGCAAAACUGGGUACCAAACUGUUAUCACUGACAAGACGUCCAUUACUUGCCAGCAGUGUCCGCCUGACAAACCUGCAGUAACUAAAGGUGGGUUUGGGUGUAUUCGCUGUCCAGGCGCUCUCAGUGAUGAGGGACAGUGCCAGUGCCCACAAGGCAACAUCCUGGUGGAGAGAGAUGUCAGCGGAAACAUUUUAGAUGAGGCCAGGUGUGAAACGUGCGAUGGAAACUCCCCUGCUUCGUCUGUACCAAACCGCAGCGGAGACAGGUGUGAGAGAUGUCAGGCUUCUUUCAUUAACACCUCCUGUGAGUGUAACCCGCCCAAUGUCCUGGCAGGAGGUUUGUGUUUACCUCCAAACAGCCUCUCCACCAACGUGAAUCCCAGUGUCAACUACGCUCAGUUGAAGUUCAGUGUCCAGUCUGCCUGGUUCAUCAAAAACCUGUACUCCUCAGCAGCAGCCUGCCUUGUCUUCUCCAACCUGACAGCGUGCCAGGCUCUCGGGAACAUGUGCGUGAUGAACAUGCACUCCUUCAGCGGCGUCUCUGCCGAUGCCUGCGGUCUCUUCAACACCGUCUUCAGAUCCAGAGCUGCUUUGGGCUUAACUCAAGACAUUUCCUACUGGAGAGGUAAUCUGCCUUGGCUUUACUAUGGCGACGAACCAGGAUUAGCCAGUCGAGUGCUUCAGACCGAUCCUGUCCCCAUCGGGUUCAGUUUCAGAGGAAGAAACAAGAACACUGACAUUAAGCUGCUCGCUGCUGUCUACAAUGUCAGAGGAGAGUUCCUCAGAUGGGAACCAGUCGGAGGAGGUAAUCUCCAGCUUUGUCCAGAAACAACGGACAAACAGGCUGCAGCCUUCAGCUUUGGAACCGCUUUCCAAGAAAGUUGUGAUCUCCCAGUAAAAGAGCUGUUGGAUAACCAUCCUGAGCCGCUGUUUUAUGAUGUGUUCAUGGAUCUCGGUGGAGAAGAGAACAAAAAACUUCUCCCUCUGCCUACACUCGUCUAUAACCAGCAAUACAACGGACGGUUCAUCAACCAAGAGAGCAUGAGGAACUGGUACUUGUCCCGACGUAUGUUUGUUGUCGACACGCUGAGCGGAAGAGAGAGCGGAAGAGAGAGGAGCACUGCUACCCUGCCCAAAGUCAUCCGUGUAGCCAGCAGUGUCAAAAUAAGGUUUCAGCUGGUUCCGCGAACCCAGGAAGGACAGGUUUUUCCACCUCUAAUGACAGUGACCUACAGAGACGUUCCCAUCAUGGAUAUCAAAACACAAACUGUGACUACAACGUUUGCAGUGGAGUAUGAGAUGGAUCAAAAAGAGGCUCGCAUGAAGACAGAUACUGCUCUGGGUGUGAUGGGUGGUGUUGCUGUCCUCUACUCUCUGCUGAAGACAAUCAGCUGGAAGCGGAGGAUCGCCUCUCAGCUCGUUGAUGUGGCGACUAUGAUGAAGUUUUUGUUGUUUUAUGCCGGAGAUCUGGCCAAUGUUUUUUUUGCCGUCACCGUGGGAACUGGACUUUACUGGCUCAUCUUUUACAAGGCCCAAAAGUUUGUGUCCGUGCUGUUGCCACUCCCUGCACAGGAGGAGCAGUUUGUCACAUACAUCGGUUGUGCCUUCGCUCUCAAGGCUAUCCAGUUUCUGCACAAGCUGAUCCUUCAGGUGACAGUUGAUGUAUUUUUUAUUGACUGGGAGAGGCCACGAAGCAAACCUAAUAGAACUGUACAAGCUGCUGGUGAACCGAAACGUGACCCCUCUCCAGUCAGCAUCUGGAGAACCUACUUUGUGGCCAAUGAAUGGAACGAGAUUCAGACCAUCCGCAAGAUCAGCCCAACUUUUCAGAUCAUGGCUGUGCUCUUCUUCCUUGAAGUGCUGGGUUUCUCUAACCUGGCCCUGAGGGACCCCUGGCCAACUUUACAGCGCUCCUCUCAGGCGUACACCCCUUCAUACAGCCUGAUGCUGCGCUACGGUCUGGCAGCCACGCUGUGGCUCUGCAUCGGACUUCUGCAGGUGAUUUUCUUCACUGUGUUUCAUGAGCACUUUGUGGAGGACAAAAUCCGUCAGUUUGUGGAUCUCUGCUCCAUCAGUAAUAUUUCUGUGCUGCUGUUAUCUCACCGUUGUUUUGGCUACUACAUCCACGGGCGGUCAGUGCACGGACAUGCAGAUACAAACAUGGAGGAGAUGAACAACAAUCUGAAUAGAGAAUCUGAGUCCCUGUGUGGUCAGAGAGGUUUACUUCCCAACACAGAGAUGCAGACCUUUCAGGUGUCUCUAACCAGCCGCCUGCGCUCGCAGUAUGACAGGAUACGGGAUCAGAUCGGCAGGAGGAACGGGCCGUCACGGCUGGUGGACGCAGGCUUGGCUAACCAGUUUGAGCAGAGGGCAAAAGGCUACCAGACCAUGAACCACUUUCUGGGAUCUGUUAUAGACCAUGCGCAUCCUGACAUGGACUACAUAGUGAAGGACAAGCUGAUGUUUGAGAGGGUCAUAGGGAUGGAGUUCCUUGAACCCAAUGAAAAAAGCAUCUUUUACAACGAUGAGGCCCACUCCUUCAGUGAUGUGCUAUUUUAUGGAAACGAGGCCACGCUGCUGAUCUUUGACACUUUGUUUUUCUGUGUCGUCGACCUCGGAUCUCAGAGCUUUGUGCUCGCAGCAGUGCUUACAUGCGUACAGCAAAUGAUAUUUCGCUUGAUUCGUAACACUCUGGGAAGGAAGAAUCUUGUCAACAAGACUCUGGUGGACGAGAGAUUUCUGAUUUGAAGUUCCCUGCUCAGUAGUUGGUGAUGUCAGUGUUGUUUCGUGGCAUUCCUCUCAAAGAUGUUUACUGUUCACAGCU